Messenger RNA from Rhinichthys klamathensis goyatoka, 1354 nucleotides. RefSeq names its product wingless-type MMTV integration site family, member 4b (gene wnt4b). NCBI's taxonomy places the organism in Eukaryota, Metazoa, Chordata, Actinopteri, Cypriniformes, Leuciscidae. Gene Ontology annotation, biological process: neuron differentiation; canonical Wnt signaling pathway; cell fate commitment. Gene Ontology annotation, molecular function: frizzled binding; cytokine activity. The coding region runs from base 187 to 1263 and encodes 358 amino acids. The record is from RefSeq and is a predicted model, not a curated record. The transcript is spliced from 9 exons. Gene Ontology annotation, cellular component: extracellular region.
UAAAUUUGGAUAAUUGACAGAUCUGGAACUCGAUUUAAAUGGUUCGUCGACAGCAAUAUUUUUUUAUCCUUUUGGACCUCAAAGUGAUAUGAGGGGAACAACCCCAACGUAACAGGCACAACUGAAAGAAACACAGUUGAACACUAAUUCAGAGACAGACAGGUAGACAGACAGACAGGCAAUCUGAUGCCAACGGUCUCCUCAGUGACUCUCACGGGACGACUCCUCCUGCUGUUGCUAUGGGCACCCCACCUCACCAUGGCAACCAACUGGCUUUCUCUGGCACGUCUGCCACGCUCGCGUCCUGUGUCUGGUGCCGAACCAUGUGGCCGUCUGAGGGGAUUGUCACCAGGCCAAGUUGGGGUGUGCCGGGCACGGGGGGAGGUCAUGGAGUCCGUGCGAAAGGCAGCAGAGAUGGUCAUUGAAGAGUGCCAACAUCAGUUCCGAAACCGGCGUUGGAACUGUUCCACCACUCCUCGUGGGAUCAAUGUGUUUGGACGAGUCAUGAACCAAGGCACCCGUGAGGCGGCUUUUGUCCACGCUCUUUCAUCGGCAGCAGUUGCUGUGGCUGUGACUCGGGGCUGUAGCAGGGGAGAACUGGAGAGGUGCGGCUGUGACCGAAAGGUCAGGGGGGUCAGUCCUGAAGGUUUCCAGUGGUCAGGUUGCUCUGAUAAUCUGUCCUAUGGCGUUGCAUUCUCUCAGACCUUUGUGGACGAGCCAGAGAGAGCUAAAGGCAUGUCAUCAGGGCGACCGCUAAUGAACAUUCACAAUAAUGAAGCAGGACGGAAGGCUAUCCUCCACAACAUGCAGGUGGAGUGUAAGUGUCAUGGUGUUUCGGGGUCCUGUGAGCUCAGAACUUGCUGGAAGGUGAUGCCUCCGUUCCGCCGGGUCGGUGCUGUGCUGAAAGAACGUUUUGAUGGUGCCACAGAGGUACGGCUGACACGCGUGGGCUCUCGCACAGCUCUCCUUCCACGGGAUCCCCAAGUGAAGCCACCAGCCACACGGGACCUUGUCUACUUGGCUUCUUCACCGGAUUUCUGCCGCUUAGACCCAGACAAUGGCAUUCCUGGCACUGCAGGACGACGUUGUAAUGGAACCUCACGGUUGGCACCAGAUGGAUGUGAACUGUUAUGUUGCGGCCCAGGUUUCCGAGCAGGCCGGGCUGAGGUAGUCCAGCGCUGCUCCUGUAAGUUCUCCUGGUGCUGCUCAGUUCGCUGCCAGCAGUGCAAGAACACAGUGCUCAUACACACCUGCCGAGAAUGAGACAUACCUAGAAAAAGCGCACAACCACACAAGCACCACCUCAUCUCAUGCCAGCCUGCAUUAAUGCCUACAUGAUGAAGAACAAACCUCC